ACGUACGAGGUGAAUGUUCAGUGCUCGCGGAGCAGGAUUUACAGGGAAGAACGAUCCUUCAGCAGUGCACGUUCAUGUUGCCAGAAAGCAAGUUUCCCGUCACAGGGGGCACUAUGCAGACCGAGGAAGUCGUGCCUCGUGCACAAUCAACUGGUAUAGACAGCGGCCCCACAGACAGUACUUCUCUGCAGCAUCAUCUGCAUCACUCGUCACAUAUAAAGUGCCCGCUGCCACCUCUGCUCCACAUGGCGGUCAAGCAGGAGCCACAGGAGGAGGAGGAACGAAGUCGUGACACGAAUGCGUUGAGUCCGCAAGUAGAUGCAGACACUUCGCCAACAUCCGUUGACGGCAAACACGGCCAUGGACACGAAACGGGCCAUCAUCCGAUCCAGGAGCUGGAGGAGAGCCCAGGGCAGGCUGUUUCGGAUCUCAAUAACAGAGGAAGACCGAGUCGGGGCCGCAGGAAGUCACGGUGGAAACUGAAGUUCCAUCACCAAGCGCUGCCUCCGGAGUACCUGGACCACUAUGAGGCCUCGCUCGCUCAGGAGGCCUUAAACUCAUCUCCAACACGCGUGACGGAGCCAACGAUACCCAGUCCAGCGCCAACCAGCUCAACCUCCACUCCCAGCCCCAUAGCCGACGUCCACGGCUGGUUACAGCGGAUCGCAGCGAUGCAACAGGAGCUCUGCCCUCAGAUCUCGUCGGCGCAAUGCCCAACGGUGACCUCGAAUCAGCCCUCUGGCUCCAGGAGGUCGGUGAUUACGUCCACCUCUUCCCAUACGCUGAAUACGAGCCACCAUAAUCAUAAUCAGCAGCAACAGCAGCAAGCGUCCCAGACGUCCAGCAGGCCGCCGAUGAAAUACUCGGAUCUGCCUUACAUGGGCGAGAUCACGCUGGACAACAGCAAGCCUCGGCGGGGCAGGAAGCCGAAGAAAGCGGACAUCUGCCAUUUAAUUUACAAAAAUUACGGCACGAUACUGCCCGGCACGCCUGGCCACGAGGAGAGACGAUUGUCACCGAGGGACAAGCUCGAUUGUCGCGAGAGAAUCUCACCGCAGAUGCAGUUUCAAAGGACAGACGUGCAGAAUAGGAUCAGCAGCCUGUUAGAGAAGAGGUUGACACAGGAGUCGCGGAGAACUUUCGGCCUGAUGGAGGGCUCCAGGGAGCAGGACGAGCCUCUGAAUCUCUGCAUCAGAGAUCUGAACCAGCUGAAGAUUAGACUCCUGAGGAAGCACGGAAACGUGUACGAAUCCGGGCAAGUUAAGAGCGAGACUUCCAGUGACGGGGAAGAGGUGGAAUGUAUAGGUACUACCUAUCCUUCGGAAGCAGGGUUUCGUCCAUUGGAUCCUCUAGGACGCAACAAUAGCAACGUGAACCAUAACAAUAAUAUUAUAGAUCCUAUGUUGGGUGCAAAUCCCGGUUUCGUCUAUUGGCCCAAUGCUGGAGUGUUCAUUCACCCGAUGGCUCUGCAGUCGCAAUUGCUCUACUACCAAAAGAUGGCACAGAACGAUAAGUGCUACCCUAGGAGCUUGGAUCAGCCUCCUAAGGAGCAGAAGAUCGUCCCUAAGUCGAUUUACUCGAUGAUGGAGACGAAGAGUCCUCCUCUGGCCCCACCUCCGGUUCAACCUGCUCCUCAGACAGUCCCUGUACCACCUCCAGUCUCACCUAGACCCAAGAGGAACGCCCCGGUCGGUCAAGUCCAAGGCCAGCCUACUAAACGAAAACGAUCUGCUAUAUUUAUACCACCGAUGCCGACAGAGAACAACAACAACCCUGCCACGGAAGUGAGCAUAUGCAAAUUCAAGUUCACCGGAGGAGCGAAGCCCAGUCUACAGGAGAAGAAGAGUCUGUCGGUAGAUUCUGGAGGGAACUUUAGGUACUACAGUGGAACAGGUGACAAGAGUAUGCGUGGUUACGAAUUUUUCCCUAGAGAAGCUCUGCAACAAUCAGCUGGACAGUCUGGUUCCUCUACGGGAGCAUUUCUGAACGCUGCCGGUGAAAGGAUUCAGCCAACUCCCUGUCAGAGGAGCAGCAAUCAGGAAGAAGGUCGUCGUAAACGGAAAACCAGGAAAUCCCUUCAAAGAGAGAAGCUCGAGCAGACGUUCAAGGAGAAGGGUUUCCUCAUCCAGACGCAGCAAUUGGAGUCCGCCGAGGGUGCUACGUAUUGUAAGUUCCGGCAGCUUAGAAAGUUCACCAGGUAUCUGUUCAGAAGCUGGAAAGAUUAUCUUCCUGGGAACGUGCGCGAGCUGACAGGCGCGGCGGAAGGCGAGAUGGUAGACGGAGACAUCGAGAGUGAUACGAACGUGUUACCCUCGCCGGUCCCUCAUCCUAAUAUGAUGGACGUGCCGACCGGGUUUGUCGACGAGCAUCGCGCUCUCCCCUUGACGUGAAACGUUCAAAUUGCUCCCCGAGGCAAUCGGUCGUGUCUAACUUCACGCCAUUUUUGCGAGUCCCGCGCCGCGCUAUGGCUGCUAUGGGGAGGAUC
Molecule: messenger RNA, 2485 nt
Organism: Habropoda laboriosa
Lineage: Eukaryota; Metazoa; Arthropoda; Insecta; Hymenoptera; Apidae
Exons: 4
Coding region: 75-2390 (771 amino acids)
Source: RefSeq, a predicted model, not a curated record